GGCGGCGGAGCCGGCGCCGGGUGGCGGAAGUGGUUCCGGCGCUGGGACUGGAGUGUUUGUGUUUUGGUUCUGCAGGAGCCGGGCCGGCCUGAGGGGAGGAGGCGGAGGCGGGAGGAGGCGGAGGAAGUCCUGGUCGGCCCGAGCCGGCGGCAGCCGCGGAGGAGGACAGAGGAGGGCGGAAGGCGGAGCGCAGAGGCGGAGACGGAGCCGGGCAGGGGCGGCAGCGCGCUCGGAGCCCCGCGCCGGCCAGUGUGAGCACAGUGCUUGCCGCAGCCGCCGCCUCCGACGACUCCCGGGCGCGGCCUGGCUGCCGGGAGCCGCGGCCCCAGGUAUCUCCUCCAGAAAGAAAAAAAUUGAUACCUUGCAUCCUGGAAGUUCAUUUAGGAGUCUGCAGUUAGGGACUUCUUUGAAACCUGGACAUGGCUAAUCGAGGAGCAACAAGACCCAACGGGCCAAAUACUGGAAAUAAAAUAUGCCAGUUCAAACUGGUACUUCUAGGAGAGUCUGCUGUCGGCAAGUCAAGCCUGGUGCUUCGCUUUGUGAAGGGCCAGUUCCAUGAAUUUCAGGAGAGUACCAUUGGGGCUGCUUUUCUAACCCAGACUGUAUGUCUUGAUGACACAACAGUGAAGUUUGAAAUAUGGGACACAGCUGGCCAGGAGCGCUACCACAGCCUAGCACCGAUGUACUACCGAGGAGCACAGGCAGCCAUAGUUGUGUACGACAUCACCAAUGAGGAGUCCUUUGCAAGAGCAAAAAACUGGGUUAAAGAACUCCAGAGGCAAGCAAGUCCUAAUAUUGUGAUAGCUUUAUCAGGAAACAAGGCUGAUCUAGCGAGUAAAAGAGCUGUUGACUUCCAGGAAGCACAAUCCUAUGCAGAUGACAACAGUUUAUUAUUCAUGGAGACAUCAGCUAAGACAUCAAUGAAUGUAAAUGAAAUAUUCAUGGCAAUAGCUAAAAAGCUGCCAAAGAAUGAACCACAGAAUCCAGGAGCAAAUUCGGCCAGAGGAAGAGGAGUAGACCUUACUGAGCCUGCACAACCAACCAGGAGUCAGUGUUGUAGUAACUAAACCUCCAGUUUGAACUAGCUGGAGUAUUCUGCUUCCUAAAUGUCAAUAACCAUGGAGUUGGAGCUUUUAGCCGGCCCAGUAUGACUUCCAAAAAGAGACUUAUGAUAGAAUCAAGUUUCUAAUACAGAAUUAUUUUGAGUGUUUUGAACUUAAUUUUUAAUAACAUGCAUGUGUCCCUCCAACUAAUGUUUCAGUGAAAAGGGAAGUGAGAAGUGUGUGCAACUUGUUCCUCUGGAGAGGUUGAGGGAAUGCUUUCUCACCAUUAGGGAUAAAGGCAGAUGACCAUCUGGACCCACAGGAACCAUCCACUUUCUCCUGACUGGGACAGUAGUCACAUGUGAAAGAUGUGGAGAUUACUAAUGUGGGCUUUUAGAAGACUCAAUAUUUAUGCUUAGCAACAGUAUUCAAGCAAAUGAUCAUUUCUUCUAUUAUCUAAAAAGUAUACAUUCCACAUUUUAAUAACUUGAUCCCAAGAACAUGGUCCCAUGUCUCCAGAAAGAAGAUUCUUAGCAGCACCUAAAUUAUACUCGGUCUUACUAUUGUUUUUUUUAAUGGGGUUUAAAAAAAGUCAAACGUAACCCUGUCAUGUUUUACAAAUAUAAAAACUGCUAAAUGAAUUUUAUUGAAUGGUGUUCCCUUCCUUGUGAGCUCUUCAACGAAACUGAAACCAACCCAGGUGUCUGUAAUUUCUGUUUAAUCACUGUUGGCCAUUACGUAUAGGUCUUUUGUUUGGGGCAGGGAGGGGCUCUUGUUCUCUUUGGACAUGGUAUAGUCAGUGCACUAACAAUUAUGUACAUUCAAACUUGAUUAUUUUAAAUAUGAUCCUCAGCUGUACUGUAAAUAGGGUACUGCAUUGUAGUCUCCAUAUGUUUAUUUUUUUCUGUAAUAUUUAAGAGCUGCUUAAAAGUAUACAAAAUGUACAGUUACUAAAACAGCUAAUUAUUUCUUUCCCCCUGUGAGAGAAAGGGGCUUCAGUUGUUCCUACAGGCUAGAACCUUAAUAAACGGUGUACCUGUGAUUGUAACAUAAGUAUUACAAUGUUAGUAACAACCUUGCAGCCUUGUUUUUCAAAGUCCAUUUUAUUUUGAUCAAUUCAGUAUAUUGCACUAAUUAUUUUAGGUAUUUUCAUUAUAUGAAAUCUACCAUGUGUCAGAUGAUUUAAUCUAUUUAAGUGUUGAACUGCUAGCAGAACUUGUACAUUUUACAGUAACUCAGAAUUGGUAAGGAAAACAGUUCACCAGUGUUUAGUUUUAUAUUGAGGUGCUCAGGUUGGAAUAAAGUGGUCUAAAAAGCUA
Molecule: messenger RNA, 2362 nt
Organism: Nannospalax galili (Upper Galilee mountains blind mole rat)
Lineage: Eukaryota; Metazoa; Chordata; Mammalia; Rodentia; Spalacidae
Gene: Rab5a
Product: RAB5A, member RAS oncogene family
Exons: 6
Coding region: 420-1067 (215 amino acids)
Molecular function (GO): GTPase activity; GTP binding
Source: RefSeq, a predicted model, not a curated record